Messenger RNA from Letharia lupina, 1491 nucleotides. RefSeq lists its product as uncharacterized. The record is from RefSeq and is a predicted model, not a curated record. Bases 1 to 1491 code for a protein of 496 amino acids. Lineage: Eukaryota; Fungi; Ascomycota; Lecanoromycetes; Lecanorales; Parmeliaceae. The transcript has a single exon.
AUGGCGUCUCCAACCCCCGGGUACAUGAAUCCUCAAACACUGCCUAAUAGGCUGCCCAAACUCUCAUACCGAACCAAAUCAUGCGACACCGAGUCGGUCAGCUCUGCGUCCACUGGAUUUACAAGGUCCACAGUAUCCACCGCUCCCACCUCGCCGCUCCACUCCAAUUUCUGCCCUUCACCACGGUCGCCGUCUUCGGAGAUGUCUCUUCCUUGCAGCCCGGGGCGGUCCUCGUUGGCUCCAUCGUCAACGUCUUCAAAGACCUCCUCGAACCUCGCAAAGAAACGAUCAAACUUCUUCUCAAGUCUAUUCAGCGUCAAAGAACCUUCGGCACAGGCUUUGCAAGACUACCAGCGGCAGUUGAUGAAGCAGGGCGGUGGCCGAGUCACUGCAGUCGGCAUGCCAGGCGUGUCAUCAGCGAAGCUGCCGGUCACGGUCCCCAAAGUCAACUCGAAAUGGGACGGUGUUCCGCAGACAUUGAAAGAGAAGGAGAAGCAACAGGACGCGGCGAGUCAAUCAAUGUCAGGGUUGAGCCGGCCGCUUGGCACCUCAAGGUCAGGAGGAUCGGAGCGUAGGGCUAUAUCUACGGCAGAUUCGUCAAGAAGACGUCUCAGCCGUGGUACCCUCGGUGGAGCGUCAAUACAGAGUGGUAGCAGCAACAAUUUGGCUGAACUUUACGGUUGGGAGACCAGUAGCUAUCAUAGCGGAAGCUCCGCCAUAGAUUAUGCCACGGAGCAUAGGCGUACGACAUCUCGGACUACAUCAUCCUGGAGUGCUCCUCCUCUACAGCAGAACUCGUCAUAUUUCCCACAAGAUCUUCCUCGACCGCCCGCUGUUUCGUUCCCACCCACCAAGCUGUCUCCUCCAAAUCGCUUUGGCUCACCGAAUCCACCCGCUCUCUCCUACUCGCCAGUGUUCACGCCUUAUGAUUCAUCGCCUGCCACACCCGAUGCACCGUCACAAUUCAUAAGCUUCACUUCGCCGAUAUUAGAACAUAGUUCUCAAGAGAACACCAAGACUACUUUGUUAGAAGCGCCGGGGUCUGCUGAAGAAGUCAUUGUGAAGUCAGCUGGAGUCAACAUCCUUGGUCCUCCCGCCGCGGCGAAACGAAAACCCAGACCCACUCCUCUCCAACCCAGCAAUCAGCGCCCACAAACAUCAGGAGAGGGGUCCCAUUUUAGCUCUAUGCUUCGCAGGGAACCACCAGUCCAGAAAGAUGCGCCAUCUCAACGUCCACCGAUUACUUCUUACUUCCCGAAUACCAUAACUACGCCAAGUUCAGAUUCACCUGCAACAGUGCCUACCCGACACAACUCUACGCGCGAGAGGCUGGGGCUGGGCAUGAGCUUAAAGAAUCGAACUGUAGCGCCAUGGCAGUUUCCUGAACAGGCGACGGAUGUCAAUGCCAGCGGCGAGAGGAUCAUCACGCCAACGCCGGAGAGUGGACGGUCUUUGAGAAGGAAGGGUCGGAUGGCUUUGUUCAAAAAGUAA